CCGGCUCCCGCACCCCUCCCCCGCGCCCCGCGGACCUUGCCGGACCGCCCACGCCCGGCCGAUGGCCGAGGGGGCCAGGCAAGCAGGGCGGGCGCCCACCCCCGGGGGCGGGGGGCGCGCACCGGGCCGCGGCACUUACUGAUCUCUGGAGCUGCCUCUGAGCUCUGGGGCAAGACUGCACAGUGCUGUCUGAGGAGGAGGGGAGGAGGAGAGCCGGAGUGCCUGCUUUCAUGCCCUGGCCCCAGCUGGAGCCCCACUUCUACAUAUUCCCUGACCGUGCUGAUGGUGGUGAGCAGCGCGGUGCUGGUGUACUUCGUCGUCAGGACGGUCAGGAUGAGAAGAAACCGAAAGACUAGGAGAUAUGGGGUUUUGGACACGAACAUAGAAAACAUGGAACUGACACCUUUAGAGCAAGAUGAUGAGGAGGAUGACAACACGUUGUUUGAUGUCAAUCAUCCUCGAAGAUAA
Molecule: messenger RNA, 468 nt
Organism: Rangifer tarandus platyrhynchus (Svalbard reindeer)
Lineage: Eukaryota; Metazoa; Chordata; Mammalia; Artiodactyla; Cervidae
Source: the annotation of a GenBank genome assembly